AAAAGGCACAAUUUAUGGCUGCACGCUGAUGGUGCUUGGGGUGGUGUAACUAUUUUUUCUCGAACUCACCGUAAACUAAUGGAUGGUCUUGAAAGGGUAUCCUUUACAAAUGCAACGCUCUUCAAGCGGAAUAUUUGUUUCAGCCUGAUACCUAUUAUGAUACUAGUUAUGAUUUGGGUGAUGAGAGUAUUCAAUGUGGCAGAAAAGUUGAUUGUUUGAAAUUGUGGAUCAUUUGGAAAGGAAGAGGAAAUUUGGGAUUGGAGAGGCAAGUUGACGUAGCAUUUGCUAUGGCCCGAUAUUUAGAUCGAAAAAUUAGACAAACUGAUGGUUUCAUUCCCGACAAGUUCGAAGAUAGAAAUAUAUGCUUUUGGUAUGUGCCUCCAAGCUUAAGGGGUAAAGAAAAUGAGCCAGAUUUUUGGGAUAAACUUUCAAAGAUCCCCCCCAUUAUCAAAAGCCGAGCAAAAAAGGAAGGUACAAUGAUAAUAAGCUACCAACCAUUAUGUUCUAAAAAUUGGGUGAAUUUCUUAAGAGUGGUGGUACAGGCUAUCCCCACAUUAACUGAAAAAUAAAUGGAUAGAAUUAUCACUCUCAUUCAGAAAUAUGGAGAAGAUUUGUAACAAUUAACUUAAAACCUCAUUACAUCCAACAGGAUGAGUUGUAUCGUUUAUAUCAUGUUUUAGCACUUAAAGGAACUUGCAUUGUACAGCACCAUCCGAAUCAUGUAUGCUUGGAUGUUCUCUAAAGACCACCUUUAAUUAAUUUUUUUAAAACCCUUUUUAAAAUGAAGUAAAAAUUAAGUUUGCACAUUAGGUUUCGCCAUUAGAUAUUUAAGCAGGAAAAAAAUGCUAUUAAAUUCUAAUAAAUCUUUUUCUGAGGAUGACUUCACUAGAAUCAGCAAAGUUUGUUUGAUUGUUGAAGAAAUUUCGGAGAUGUUAAUCAAUUUUCAACUUCUCUCUUUAAUGUUUUUAUUUGCAACAUUUCUUAGAUUAUUCUUAUUUCUUAAAUACGCUAGAUUUCGAUAUCUUUUUUUAAUUUUUCCUCUCAAUAUUGUUAAAUUGCUAUCCAUAAUGUGUACUUUUCUAGCUUCAUUUCUUCAAUUCUGAUGAAAUUUUUCUUCUUCUUUACUCAGAAGCUUCAUUUCUGACUACUUUGCUUCAUUUCUCAUUUCUGAUUCUUUUAAAUAUAGGUAUAAAGGGUGAACUAUACGAAGCACCCUGUAUUAAAGAAUAUGGAAUCAAUGAACUCUUUCUUAAAGUAAUUUAAAAGUUUAAAUGUUGCCAUAGCUAAAAAAUUAAUAAAUUAAUCUUUUGAAAUUGUUAACGUCCUUUUUUGAAAAGGGUAAUGAAGGGCAUUAAAUAAUUUGAACUGUUAAGUUUAGCAGAUCGUACAUUAUCUUAUAUAGCUAACUGUUUCCACUUAUUGAGAAUUUGACACUAUACGUAUGUUAAUGUUGUAAUUUAUAUAUUAAAAUAUGUUUAUAACAUUAGCAAGUAUUGUUAUUAUAUAUGUUUUUAAUAAAGAAGGACAUUAAAUAAUUCAAAUUGUAAGAUUUAGGAGGACGUACAUUAUCUCACAUAAUUAACUGUUUCCACUUUUUGAGAAUUUGACACUAUACGUAGUGUUGGGAUAUAUCUCUUAAAAUAUGUUUAUAACAUUUACAAAUAUUUUUAUUAUAUAUGUU
Parasteatoda tepidariorum (common house spider) is the source of this 1681-nucleotide messenger RNA. The record is from RefSeq and is a predicted model, not a curated record. NCBI's taxonomy places the organism in Eukaryota, Metazoa, Arthropoda, Arachnida, Araneae, Theridiidae.